AUGAUUCAGCCCGUCCGUCGAAAGUGCAGCCCAAACGUCUCAUUCAGCCCAAACGUCGAACACCAGCCGCCUCCGUCGCUACCUCCAUGAGAAAACACCACAAGCUUCUGCGCCACUGGCUUCUCCGCUACCGAAACACCAGACCCAUCAGUCUCACCGCCUCCGCCGCGGCCAACCCAUUCCCGGCGACCGCAACCGUCCAUUCUGACCUCGAUCUCUUGGACGACGGCGAGCUGGCCCCGACCCCGCGCGUCUACCACGGGUUCAUCACCGCCUGCGCGCAGUCCAAGAACCUCCAAGAUGCCAGGAAGAUCCACGCGCACUUGGCCAGCUCGCGGUUCGCGGGCGACGCCUUCCUCGACAACUCGCUCAUCCACAUGUACUGCAAGUGCGGCAGCGUGGUCGAAGCGCACAAGGUGUUCGACGAAAUGCGGAGGAAAGACAUGGUUUCCUGGACCUCGCUCAUCGCCGGGUACGCGCAGAACGACAUGCCGGCGGAGGCCAUUAGCCUGCUACCUGGCAUGCUCGAGGGACACUUCAGGCCAAACGGGUUCACGUUCGCCAGCCUCCUCAAGGCCGCCGGCGCUUAUUCUUCUGACGGCUGCAUCGGCGGACAGAUCCAUGCUCUCGCAGUGAAGUGUGACUGGCAUGAGGACGUCUAUGUGGGGAGCGCGCUUCUGGACAUGUACGCGCGGUGCGGGAGGAUGGACAUGGCCACUGCGGUGUUCGACAAGCUUGACUCGAAGAACGGGGUUUCCUGGAACGCGUUGAUUUCCGGGUUUUCGAGGAAGGGCGACGGAGAAACAGCGUUAAAGGUGUUUGCAGAGAUGCAGAGAAACAGGAUUGAGGCAACGCAUUUUACAUACUCCAGCUUGUUCAAUGCCAUUGCUGGUCUAGGCGCUCUCGAGCAGGGCAAGUGGGUGCAUGCACACAUGAUCAAGUCUGGGCAGAAACUGACCGCGUUUCUCGGAAAUACGAUUCUUGACAUGUAUGCAAAAUCAGGUAGCAUGGUCGACGCGAGAAAGGUGUUUGACCGCGUGGAUAAUAAAGAUCUAGUUACUUGGAACUCGAUGCUCACGGCACUGGCGCAAUACGGGCUCCGAAAGGAAGCAAUCUCCCAUUUUGAGGAGAUGAGGAAAUCAGGCAUUUACCUGAACCAGAUUUCCUUCCUUUGCAUUUUGACCGCCUGUAGCCAUGGAGGACUCAUGAAGGAGGGCAAGCGCUACUUUGACAUGAUGGAGGAUUAUAAUUUAGAGCCCGAGAUUGACCAUUAUGUUACGGUUGUUGAUCUUCUCAGCCGAGCUGGUCUACUAAACUAUGCUCUGGUCUUCAUAUUUAAAAUGCCUAUUGAACCAACUGCCGCUGUUUGGGGAGCCCUGCUCGCGGCUUGCAGAACGCAUAAGAAUGCCAAGGUAGGGCAGUUUGCAGCAGACCAUGUCUUUGAACUAAACCCAGAUGAUAGUGGUCCAGCUGUGUUGCUGUAUAACAUAUAUGCCUCCACUGGCCAAUGGGAUGCUGCUGCUAGGGCGAGGAAGAUAAUGAAGGCAACUGGUGUGAAAAAGGAGCCUGCAUGUAGUUGGAUUGAGAUAGAGAAUUCCGUGCACAUGUUUGUGGCAGGCGAUGAUGCCCAUCCACGAGCCCAAGAGAUAUAUAAGAUGUGGGAUGAGAUAAGCAUGAAGAUUAGGAAAGAAGGAUAUGUUCCUGAUAUGGACUAUGUGCUUCUGCACGUAGACGAUCAAGAGAGGGAGGCAAACUUGCAGUACCACAGUGAGAAGAUCGCACUCGCGUUUGCACUGAUCCAAAUGCCUGAAGGGGCAACCAUUCGGAUCAUGAAGAAUAUUAGGAUAUGUGGGGAUUGCCACUCUGCAUUCAAAUAUAUCUCCAAAGUUUAUAAAAGGGAGAUUGUUGUUAGGGACACUAAUAGAUUUCACCAUUUCAGCAAUGGUUCUUGUUCCUGUGGAGAUUACUGGUGAUUCUGCUAAGAUUUAGGGUGCUUAUGAAUAUACGAGGCCAUGGGUUGAUUCAGUAACAACCAAAAAGACCAUGUUUAUGCACAGGUCGAACCAUGUCUGCUUGAUUCUCUCUGUGGACAGAGAAAACAGCAUGCUGUAGCCCUCAAGAUCAUUUUCCAUUCAUUGCUCCAAAAGAUAUUUGCUUUUACUUUUGAAGCACAAUCACUGAAAUAUUUCAGGUUGCAAAAACAACAUUAUUGUCUCUGUGUCCGUUAUGGGUUUGUGAGAAAAAUAGACCAGCAUUUGGAGCUGCAAUCUCUGACUGGAAGCACACUUUGGAUGGCUUGAUUUCAGGAUAUAUCAGGUUCAGAUCAGAGCUUACCAAUGCAUUGCCCUUUGGUACUGAUGACAGCUUCUGGUCACUUUCUAGUCGGUGCUUUGGAUCCGUGCUUUCAAGAGUCCUCCUACACUACUCCACAAAUAGAAGGCAUUACCCCUUUUGGAAUUGUCAUAAGCCUAUGAGAAUAUGCAUGGUUAUUUUACUCGGCUGACAGUCCACCAAAAGAAUGCAGUUAACUUCAGAGUCCAGCCUUGACUCUCAGCCUUGUACAGAAAUACAGUUCACACUAGUGUGGGUGUUCUUGUUAUGUUGGUCAUGGGAUAUAAUCAUGCAGGUGAUACCCGGGAUGUUUUACCUUUUCUUCAA
This is a messenger RNA of Lolium perenne, 2658 nucleotides long. Its product is annotated as pentatricopeptide repeat-containing protein At3g24000, mitochondrial. The record is from RefSeq and is a predicted model, not a curated record. Gene Ontology annotation, molecular function: RNA binding; zinc ion binding; protein binding. Gene Ontology annotation, cellular component: intracellular membrane-bounded organelle. Gene Ontology annotation, biological process: RNA modification. NCBI's taxonomy places the organism in Eukaryota, Viridiplantae, Streptophyta, Magnoliopsida, Poales, Poaceae.